Callorhinchus milii (elephant shark) is the source of this 2639-nucleotide messenger RNA. RefSeq names its product B cell linker (gene blnk). Lineage: Eukaryota; Metazoa; Chordata; Chondrichthyes; Chimaeriformes; Callorhinchidae. The transcript is spliced from 23 exons. Bases 318 to 2018 code for a protein of 566 amino acids. Gene Ontology annotation, biological process: cell surface receptor protein tyrosine kinase signaling pathway; intracellular signal transduction. The record is from RefSeq and is a predicted model, not a curated record.
AGGGUUGGAUUGGUCAUUUCAAGAUUGUCACAAGCUGGGAUAAAUAUUUAGUGUGCAAACUUGCUCACAAUCUUAAAUCUGCUUACAUCAAACGUGCGACUGACUGAUUGUGCAACCAGGAGAGCAGACGUGGAAAAGCAGUAGUGCACUUAGUGCACACGCAAUGACAGGGCUUGUGCAAGCUCCAGAACUUCCGCCUUUACGAAGGGAAAGUGAUGCUGUAAUAGCACAGUGUUGUAUUAGUCAUCUGGAUGGACGUGUAAAGAACGAUCAAACGCUGAAGCAGGUGCACUGACAGCACUACCAGACUAUUCACAAUGACUACAAAGUCCCCAACUCGAGAAGAGUGUGAGGAUUGGACAGUGGAUGAACUGAAAAAGUACCUGUGGCAGAACAACAUGCAGGACUCUGCAAAUGUGGUAAACAAAUACAAAAUAAAUGGCUAUAUGUUUUUGAAUUCUUCAGAUGGUCACCAGAAUCGAUUCAAUUCAUUAGAAUAUCCACAAAUACAAAAGAUAGUCCAGGACAUUAAGAAGAACGAUGGUGGAAUUAUCAGAAAAUUUAAAAAGUUUCAUACUCAACAAGCAGCCUUGAUCCGCAAAACUGGGAAAAAUACGUGGGAUCGAUUCACAAGGCCUGCACCACCCAAUGUUCCUCAGAGAGAUUAUAGCAACCCAGGUGCUGAAGAAGCAGAAGGGCAAUGGUCCGAGGAUGAAUUUGAUAACAGUGAUUAUGAAAACCCAGACGAAAAUUCUGAUGGCUCAGUGACUUAUGAAGCUCCAGGUGAAGAUGAUGAAAAUUACGAACCCCCACCGAGUGAAAAUAAAACAAAGAUUGUUUCCCGUCCUCUCACUUCCACUAAGAGUGAAUAUGCAGACCACCGACCAGGAAGCAGUAAAGCAGCAGCCAUCUCAAGGCCAGGGCCUAUUCUGCCAAAACCAGCAAAUUAUUCUCCAAAAUUAUUAUGUUAUCCUCCACGACCAGCACCAAGAAAAGGGAAAAGGGAAGAUGAUGAGGAUGAUUAUAUUGUUCCUGUGGAAAAUAAUGAUCCUGAUGAAGCGUACAUUGAUCCAACUGAGACUGACCCUUCAUUAUCCACAAAACCUCCUGUGAUAGACAGAGCAGCCAAACCACCAACCGGCCCCUCCAGUACUAGAGUUGUUCCAGGUCAAGCUGCACAACCUUGCUCAGAGAGUCCACCAGGCAAUGACGUGUAUGAGAUUCCAGAUACAGAGGAAACGCCUCAACCAGCGCAGAGGGUCAAACCACAACUUCCUAAACCUGUACCUAAGGGGGCAGGAAAUCCUUCAUUGUUUCUUCGCACGUUCCCAAAAUUGACUGUUGCAUCAGAAAGAAAAGGGUCACUCAUGAACAGCAAAGCACCUUCUGCAUCCCAUGAUGUUGAUUCUGAAGAUUAUGAAGUAUGUGACCCUGAAUCAAAUGAAAAGCCUGAAAUUCCAGAAAAACCUACAAGAUUCUCCAAUCCAUCAGCUGAAGCUCCCAUUCUACCUGCACGGCCUUUUGACAAAAAACCACAAGCUCUCAGACUACCACCUAUAAAUAAAUCAAAUGCUCCAGAACUUCCCAGUCGACCCAUUGGAACUCUUCCCAGACCAAACGUCCCUCCACGUCCUCUUAGUCCCAGUUCCAUAGAACAGGAUUCAAGUGUUAAUGGCAAACCAUGGUAUACAAAUUAUGGUGACCGAAAAGCUGCAGAAGAGGCAUUAAACAAAUCAAACAAGGAUGGAUCUUUCCUUAUAAGAAAAAGUUCUGGCCAAGAUUCAAAGCAGCCAUAUACAUUAGUUGUAUUAUACAAAAGAAGGGUUUAUAAUAUCCCUGUACGUUAUGUUGAAGCAACAAAAGAAUACGCAUUAGGUAGAAAGAAGAGUGGAGAAGAUAGAUUUGCCAGUGUUGCUGAAAUAAUUGAGAAUCAUCAAAGAAAUGCCCUGGUACUCAUUGACAGCCAAAAUAAUACCAAAGAUUCCACCAAGUUGAAGCAUCCCGUCAAAAUCUCAUAAUUUUGUGAAGACCUCCAGCUGAACUAUUUCUGAUUCCCAAUCAGCAGGAAACAGUCAGAUACUUAUGAUAAUGUAUUCAAUCCUCACUGAAGUUAAAUUCUGCAUCGAUUACAUCAGCACAUUGGAACUCGUGUAUAAAAUGUACACUUCAACAAUUGAUGUCCUGAAAUCAAUAAAACAUGUUUGUAACACCAUUGUACAAUAACUAAAUUGGACAAGUUUCCACAACAAAAGAAUAAAACUGUUGAUCUAGAAGUGAAUCAAAGUAUGAAAAUUAAAGUAUGAAUAACUGUCACACACUGUUUAUUCAAGAACUUAUGUUUGGAAAAUUGAGAAGAUUGUAAUCAGUUUCAUUUUCCAUUAUGUUUAGUCAAGAAGUUACAUUUCUGGGAAUUAUUACUCUUCUCUAAUUUGUAGUAGGUUACAUGAUUUUUUGGUAAAUCAUAUGCUUCAGAAGAAAUGUUAGUACUUCAAGUGAAGGUAUUUAAAUUCUUCAAGAUAUUUUCUGACAUGGAAGAUGCUAAAUGUGCAAGUUAUUGUAUUAGAAAAUUGAUCCAAAUAUUGUGCAAUAACUUGAUAAUGUUACAUUUAUAUAUCUAGCAAUAAAAUCAACAGAAAUAA